AUGGGCAAACGUAAAACCAAAGGAAAACCAAAUCCGAAAGCGAAACCUGGUUAUGCGAGAGCUGAUCAUUUGCGAACUUGCGCCCUGCACAUCGCCAAACUUGGAAACUCGAAAAAUGAUGGAUUUUCAAAAAUCAGCCGGCGAAUCUCGAAAUUAUGUCGACAAGUUAUGGAUUCGGAUAUGGUGCAGAUGGAACCGGAAAAGAAGCAAGUAUUUUGCAAAAAAUGUCGUGAAGUUUUAGUGGGAAAAAUUGCAAAAACUGAGAUCUCGUCGAAAAUCAAAAACACGAUCACAGAAAAAUGCGGAAAUUGUGGAAAUUCGAGAAAUUAUAUGACACUCAAAGGAUACGGGUUGGAAUUGAAAAAUCGCCAAGAAAAAAAUGAAAUAAAAUCUUGA
Caenorhabditis angaria is the source of this 396-nucleotide messenger RNA. NCBI's taxonomy places the organism in Eukaryota, Metazoa, Nematoda, Chromadorea, Rhabditida, Rhabditidae. The record is from the annotation of a GenBank genome assembly.